Messenger RNA from Mangifera indica (mango), 2064 nucleotides. RefSeq names its product serine/threonine-protein kinase BSK1-like. The transcript has 9 exons. The record is from RefSeq and is a predicted model, not a curated record. Gene Ontology annotation, molecular function: protein binding; ATP binding; protein kinase activity. NCBI's taxonomy places the organism in Eukaryota, Viridiplantae, Streptophyta, Magnoliopsida, Sapindales, Anacardiaceae. Gene Ontology annotation, biological process: brassinosteroid mediated signaling pathway; protein phosphorylation. The coding region runs from base 168 to 1667 and encodes 499 amino acids.
GUCUACCUCGGUGUUUAACUGUAAAAGCUUACAGUUAAACCCUCAACAAACAAAGCCAACAGUGGGAACUGAGGAAACUUGAACCAACAAACAACUGAGAAAUAAGAGAAGAAGAACCCAUUUCUUUCAUCUGCUCAUGAUUCUUAUCCAACUUUCGAAACAAGCUCAUGGGUUGCUGUAAAUCAUCCUUGUUUAAAAGGAUUCAGUCACAGAGAGAUCAUCAAGGUAGUCACCAACCGCCUUAUCUUGAACCACCUUCAUCGUCAUCGUCUCUUCCUGACCCAGCAACCAAUGGGGCUUCAAAUUUUAUUGAAUUUUCGUUCUUGGACCUCAAAGCCGCCACCAACAACUUCAGUUCUGAUAACAUAGUCUCUGAGAGCGGUGAAAAGGCUCCAAAUAUUGUGUACAAAGGUCGCCUCAACAACCGCCAGUGGAUUGCUGUUAAGAAGUUUACUAAGACUGCUUGGCCUGACCCUCAACAGUUUGUGGAGGAGGCGAGGGGUGUGGGAAAGUUGAGGCACAAAAGGCUGGCAAAUUUGAUGGGCUACUGUUGUGAAGGCGAUGAGCGGCUGCUUGUUGCUGAGUUCAUGCCCAAUGAUACCCUCGCUAAACAUUUGUUUCACUGGGAAAAUCAAACCAUUGAGUGGGCAAUGCGUCUAAGAGUAGCAUACUAUAUUGCUGAGGCCUUAGACUAUUGUAACAUUGAAGGCCUUCCGUUAUAUCAUGAUUUAAAUGCUUAUCGGGUUCUCUUCAAUGAGAAUGGUGAUCCAUGCCUUUCAUGUUUUGGCUUGACGAAGAAUAGUAGGGAUGGGAAAAGCUAUAGCACAAAUCUUGCCUACACACCUCCAGAGUAUCUGAGGAAUGGAAGGGUCACCCCUGAGAGUGUUAUUUACAGCUUUGGCACUGUCCUUCUAGAUCUGCUAAGCGGAAAGCAUAUCCCUCCUAGUCAUGCUCUAGACAUGAUAAGGGGAAAAAACAUCACUCUAUUAAUGGAUUCACAUUUAGAGGGAAAGUUUUCUAUGGAAGAAGCAAAAGUGGUUGUUGACCUUGCCUCCCAAUGUUUGCAAUAUGAACCUAGGGAGCGACCUAGUACAAAGGACCUUGGUGCUACACUUUCUCCUCUGCAAACCAAAGCUGAUGUUCCAUCCUCUCUCAUGCUUCGAAGCACAAAGCAUGAAGAAGCCCCACCAACCCUGCAACACCCUCUUUCACCAAUGGGUGAGGCUUGUUCACGGAUGGACCUCACUGCAAUUCAUCAGAUCUUGGUUACGAUCCACUACAGAGAUGAUGAAGGAACAAAUGAGUUAUCUUUCCAAGAGUGGACACAACAAAUGAGAGACAUGCUAGAGGCUAGGAAGCAUGGGGACCAUGCAUUUCGUGAUAAAGAUUUUAAAACUGCCAUUGACUUUUACUCUCAGUUUAUAGAAGGAACCAUGGUCUCCCCAACGGUUUAUGCACGGCGUAGUCUGUGCUAUCUCUUUUCUGAUCAACCAGAUACUGCCCUUUUAGAUGCAAUGCAAGCACAGUGUGUUUAUCCAGAUUGGCCAACAGCCUUUUACAUGCAGUCGGUUGCACUUGCCAAGUUGAACAUGCAUACAGAUGCCACUGACAUGUUGAACGAAGGAGCUGCGUUGGAGGAAAAGAAACAGCGGGGAAAGGCACCAUAGGAAUGGUAACUGUGAUAAGUCAAUAUACCAUUACCCACAAUGUUGAGGCUAUUGCAAAGUUUGUAUAAAAUUUGAGUUGGAAACCAUAACUUUCCUGUCAGCUAAAUUGACAUGCAGAGAUACUUGUAGGGCAUGUGACUUUUCUUUUUUCCAGGGAUGAUUUUAAUAGGCUUUUAGAUGUGCAUAUAAACAAACUGAGUUGAGAACAACAAAUAAUCAAAGAUCAAUUGAUUAUCUGCUGUAGGCUUUUAAUGCGCAUAUCCUUGCUGUUGAUGGCUCAAAAUAACUUGUAGAUCAAUUGAUCUAGUCUGUGGGAGUAUAUUGCAAUCUGUUGAUCAACUUGGUUUCUUAUACAUAUUAUUAUAGCAUGUCUUUUCUGUGGCUUGGUGGUUGACCA